AUGGAAGAGACAGUAAAGUGGCUGUCAGCUUUUGCAGAUUCCAUUAGUUUACCUUUCACUUUCAACAUUGUUGUUUCAGACCUGAAGGACCUCAAGGAAGAUAUGUUCAAGUUAGAAGCUGAUGAAGUUGUGGCUGUUUAUUUGGAUAGGCGUCUUUGGACUCUGUUAGCAUGGCCAAAUUACUUGGAAGCAUUGAUAGCAAUGAUUUCAAAGCUGAAGCCACGUGUGAUGGUUGUCAAGGAAAUGGAGGCAAGCACGAACAAUCCAAUUUUCUUGGAACGAUUUCAUGAAGCUCUGAUUUUUUUCAGUGGCAUGUUUGAGAGCAUCAAAGACUGCAUGGACAAUCACAUCUUCUACAGAAAGCUAACUGAGGAAGUUUACUGUCGUAACAUGAUUAGAAAUAUUAUCACAGCAGAGGUUCUUUUACAAUUUAUAUGGAUGGAAAAUGCCUCAUCUUGGGGUGGAAAAGAACCCCAUUUAUCUCAGUAUCUGCCUGGAAAUUCCAGUAUGACUCAGAGUGAUCAAAGACUGCUGCAAGAUUUGAAAGUCAGGUUGUUUGCAAAGUGCUUUGUAGGUCACUGCACUCUUUCAAGUGUUUUCUAG
This is a messenger RNA of Coffea eugenioides, 603 nucleotides long. RefSeq names its product DELLA protein GAIP-B-like. Lineage: Eukaryota; Viridiplantae; Streptophyta; Magnoliopsida; Gentianales; Rubiaceae. Gene Ontology annotation, biological process: regulation of DNA-templated transcription. The record is from RefSeq and is a predicted model, not a curated record. The transcript has 3 exons. Gene Ontology annotation, cellular component: nucleus. The coding region runs from base 1 to 603 and encodes 200 amino acids. Gene Ontology annotation, molecular function: sequence-specific DNA binding; DNA-binding transcription factor activity.